UUGACAUUGUAUUACACAAUAUUGUUGUACAGGAACGUGUUUCGGUAGACAAAAUGGAAACAGAGAAAGUGUAUUCUAACUUCAUGGGAACUAAGAAAGAUGGCACCGUUAUCAAAUUACGUAUUGUAAAAAUACAAGAAAAACACAAAAAAGAUUUUCUAGACCUGUACAUCAAUCAUUUCGUUAAAGAGGAAUCUACCUUCAGAGCUGCAGGUGUAUCAAAAAGUGCGAGGGCAUUGCAAGAAUUCCGGCAGGCGGUAUCAAACAGAAUGACAAAUGACGCGUUCAAAAUGGUCGUUUGCUGCUUAGACAAUGACGAUGAAACUACUGAUACUAUUAUUGGGGGAUCUAUAAUGGAAUUGACAACAGCGGAAAACUAUCAUUCGAAUACGAUGAUACCAAAGUCGGAUGAACAAAAAAAGCUGUUCCAAGUGUACGGUGACAUGGUGAACUCAUACGAAGUGAUGAAGGCGUUCAAAAUGGAGAAAUACUUUGUGGACAGGGGGGUCGUCGUUCAUCCCGAUUAUAGAGGGCUUGGUAUAGCACAGGAACUCUUUAAAGUCAGGCGGAUGCAGUGCAAGGAACACGGUAUACCUAUUCACGGAGCCUGGAUGACGUCAUACGGAACUCAAAAGGCGGGCGAACGUGACGGCUGGAUCACAGUAUACGAAAUUGAUUAUCAAGAGCUAGGACCCAAACAUGGCGUCACCUUCAAAAAGGGACCGCCUUCAUGCAAAUAUAUGAUCGCUAGAAUUGAUUUGGAUUAAAUUGCUGUAAUAGAACUA
Trichoplusia ni (cabbage looper) is the source of this 785-nucleotide messenger RNA. RefSeq lists its product as uncharacterized. Lineage: Eukaryota; Metazoa; Arthropoda; Insecta; Lepidoptera; Noctuidae. Gene Ontology annotation, molecular function: N-acetyltransferase activity. The record is from RefSeq and is a predicted model, not a curated record. The transcript is spliced from 4 exons. Bases 54 to 767 code for a protein of 237 amino acids.